Scutellospora calospora is the source of this 919-nucleotide messenger RNA. The record is from the annotation of a GenBank genome assembly. Lineage: Eukaryota; Fungi; Glomeromycota; Glomeromycetes; Diversisporales; Gigasporaceae.
UUCGCACUUUCAAAAAGACAUUAGCAAUACAAAAAACUCUUAUCACCAAAAGAAUGGAAUUAUUCCAAUUAUUCAUAAUUAUACCAAUAAUUUGUCUCCAAGCUCUCCGGUUAUUUCUAAUCUAAUCCUCAAAAACUCUUGUCAACCCGUUAUCAAUGGCUCAUCUAUAUUUCGAAGCUUAUCUACUAAAUCAAAAUAUAUUGAUAUGAUACCACCACCUAAUAAACGCAUGAAGGAUUUGAUAGCUUUAGGAGGGGCUAUAUUAACCUUUUUUUUUGUUAAUCCGAUUUUGCAUUUUGUGAUAAGUGGAGCUCUUGGUUUUGGGGUUUAUAAAUUAGUAAAAAGGACUUUGAAUCGUAUUUGGCCACCCAGACAAAUAUUAUAUUCUCCAACGAUAUCGAUGAACGAACAUGAGCAGUUAAGUCAAGUGGAAAAAACAUUUUGGAGGCAUAUAUUUCCCUUUGUUCGUGGAACAACUAACGGAAUAAAAAGUUCAAAAGAAGAAAUUGAUGACAUAUAUUCGUUUUCAAUUAAAAAGGUUCAAGCAGCAUACAACAAUAACAGAGAUAUUAGAUUUUUAUUUGGAGGAUACAGCGAUUCUUCAAUGAUUAAAUUUACAAAACCUCGAUCUGUUAUUUCAGAAACUAUAGCAAUUUCGGAUUCUCAUGGAAAUUAUCAAAAAAUUCAUGGUGUCACAAUUGAAUAUAUUGCAACUGGAAUGAGUGGUGAAAGUGCAUUUGUCAAAGCUACAGGAUAUUCGAAUAAGAAUAAUGAUGUGGUAUUUAAGGAAAUUCAAUUACUUUUGCCACAUACUGGUCAAACAAUUAAUAUUCCUUUACAAGAUACUACUAACGAUUUCGAAUAUAAUAAGUAUGGGCCAAAUGUUAUGGAAGCUGAAUAUCGUGAUAUUAAAGAAUAA